AGGCGGCGCGGCUGGCAGGGGGCGAGGGCGACGAGAACGACGAGAGCGACUUCUAUCUGGAGGCAACCAUCUGCAGCCACACCAUCAAUUCUUCACCCAACAGCCGCAGCUAGCAACAACCAAAAAGAAAAAAAAAAGAAAAAAUCAUCCAUGCCUAUUCUCUGCGUCAUUCUUGUGUUGAUGCUUUCCUCCGCAUCUUCCAUCAGCUGCUGCACAGAGCAUGAGAGAAACUGCCUCCUCCAGUUACUGGCCGGGCUCUCGCAGGACGGUGGCCUCGCGGCGUCAUGGCGGCACGGCACAGGAUGCUGUUCAUGGGAAGGCAUCACCUGCGGUAGCAUGAAGAACGACGGCGAGGUCGCCGCAGUCACAGACGUCUUGCUGGGCGACAAGAAACUCCAGGGCAGCAUAUCGCCUGCUCUUGGCAGCCUACCCGGCCUGCUGCGUCUGAACCUGUCACACAACUCGCUCUCCGGUAGCCUGCCUUCAGAGAUAAUGUCGUCAGGCAGCAUCGUCAUCCUUGAUGUCAGCUUCAACCUCCUCAAUGGAGCACUGAAAGAUCUGCCGCCGUCGUCUUCGGCUUCCAGUCGACGCAUUCAGGUGAUCAACAUCUCCAGCAACUCAUUUUCAGGGCAGUUUCCAUCCGGAUCAUGGGAGAAGAUGGAGAGUCUGGUCGUGCUCAAUGUCAGCAACAACAGCUUCACAGGACCGAUGCCAUCGUUCUUCUGCAUCAGCUCACCGUCCCUCGCGAUGCUCGACCUAUCCUAUAACCAUUUCAGUGGCAGUGUAGCGCCGGAGCUUGGCAACUGUUCUUCGUUAAGAAUGCUCAAGGCUGGCCACAACAGUCUCAGUGGGGCUCUCCCGGAAGAGAUCUUCAAUGCAACCUCACUGGACCACCUCUCUUUUGCUGACAAUGAUUUACAGGGAGUUCUUGAAGGUGCAGGCAUAAUCAAGCUCAGGAAUCUGGUUGUCCUAGAUCUUGGAUUCAAUAUGUUCAGUGGCAACAUCCCUGACUCCAUUGGUGAGCUUGAGAGACUGGAGGAGAUUCACUUGAGCCACAACAGCAUGACAGGGGAGUUGCCACCAGCUCUUGGCAGCUGCACAAAUCUCAAGGCCUUGAAUCUUGAUAGCAACUACUUCAGUGGAGCGCUUGGCAGGGUCAACUUCUCCAAACUAUCUAGUCUAAAAGCUUUGCAUGUUUCAAACAACAGCUUCACUGGCACAAUUCCAGAAAGCAUCUACACAUGCAGCAACCUGAACGCAUUGCAGCUAUCAUUUAACAAGUUCAAUGGCCAGCUCUCUUUGAGAAUAGCCAACCUUAUGUCCCUAACCCACCUAUCACUUGCUGAAAACUCUUUUACAAAUAUUUCAAGUGCACUUCAGAUCCUCCAGAGCUCAAGAAAUCUCACCACCUUGCUUAUUGGAGGUAACUUUAGGGAUGAGGAAAUUUCAGACGACGAAACAAUCAUCGGUUUCGAGAAUCUUAAGAUUCUUUCUAUGGAAAACUGUCCACUGUUUGGAAAUAUACCUCUUUGGAUAUCAAAGCUCAGGAAUUUGGAGAUGCUAUUCUUGUUCAACAAUCAUCUAAGUGGGUCAAUACCUGUUUGGAUCUGCACUUUAAACUCCCUAUUCUAUUUAGAUUUAUCAAACAACAGCCUUUCAGGGGAAAUCCCAGCAGAGAUAACAGAGAUAUCAAUGCUAAGAUCAGAGAAGGUUACAUCUCAUUUGGACAUGAAGAACUUUGAGGUGCCUAUUUACAGUGGUCCAUCGCCUAAAUACGGCACCAUCAGUGGUUUCCCUGCAGUGAUGAUUCUAAAAAACAACUUAACAGGUGUGAUCCCAACAGAGAUUGGUCAGUUGAAGGCACUGCUUUCACUCAUUCUGGGCUGCAACAACCUGUCUGGAGAGAUUCCACAAACAAUCCUUGAUCUCACAAACCUGGAAGUGCUUGACCUGUCCAACAACCAUCUCACCGGCACAAUUCCAGCUGACCUGAACAACCUGAAUUUCCUCUGUGAACUCAACAUCUCCAACAAUGAGUUAGAAGGGCCUGUUCCAACCGGAGGCCACCUGGACACAUUCCCAAGAUCCAGCUUUGAUGGAAAUCCGAAGCUUUGCGGCCAUAUGCUAACACAAAAUUGUAAUGUGGUAAUAAUAGUAGAAGCACCUCAGGAUCCCAGCAGGCAAGGCUACAAGGUCACCUUUGCUAUUGCAUUUGGUGUCUUCUUUGGAGUAGGGGUGCUGUUAGAUCAGUUGCGCUUAUGGAGUCUGCUCAGCUAGAUACACUUCAGUUCAGUUGUCAGCUUCAUCUCGAAUGACUACUCUUGCGAAUCGAAUACUUGAAUGGGUGGUCAAAAAGAGAGCAUACACUUCGUUAACAAGGCCGUCUUGAUCGAUAUAUCUUCUCUACAUGUGUGUAAUCACUAACAACUUUGCAUGAUAAAUGAGCCAAAAUGGCUCCCAAAUGUGAAGUUAGAAUCAUCGACGAGUGUGUGUAGUAACAAAAUUUCUCACUAGUUCCAUUAAUUUUGGCUUUCAAUCAAAGUGAGGGAAAAGAUUAAGAAUGAGAGAGGAGCUCCUGACUCUCUAAGUCCUUAACGGCCGAACACCGGCAAAGAUGAUAACAGGAGGCGACCGGGAUUUUUCAUUCUACAAGUCAAUAGUCAUGCUUGA
Molecule: messenger RNA, 2670 nt
Organism: Oryza brachyantha (malo sina)
Lineage: Eukaryota; Viridiplantae; Streptophyta; Magnoliopsida; Poales; Poaceae
Product: receptor-like protein 2
Exons: 2
Coding region: 151-2277 (708 amino acids)
Molecular function (GO): protein binding
Source: RefSeq, a predicted model, not a curated record